GUCAAAUGUGAAAUUUCAUUUAACUUGUGAUAUUUACAAUUUCAAAGAAAUUUGACUCAAUUGGGAUAGCGGAGUUGAUACCACCGAAAACAUUUUUUUGCCGGGUUUUUCCUUACACAAGUUUCGGAAGUUUAAAUUAAAUUUUCUGUGUUCUAACAACUCGGACCUUACAAAUCCCGAUCUUAUGCAAAAAUAUAUUAUAAACAAUGGAUAACAACCCAUUAACAGACUUAUCAGAUUUUAACAAAAAAAUACUUUCACAUCCUCUCUAUUUACAGAUUAGAGAAGGCAGGGUGUACACUUUUAAUGAAGCAAAUGAAUUCAAAAAACUGUAUAUAGAAGUAUUAGAGAAACUGAGCGAUGUGUUAUAUGUUUUAAUCAACAAAUUACCUGAUUAUGAAAGAAAAAGCUACACUUCAAUUUUUACUGUGAAAGAGAAACUCCGAAAUAUUUCAGCACAAGAAAAUGUUGAUUUUAAUGACAAGUUAUCACCUGAGAGUCGGAACAUUUUGGACUGUAUAGAUGAUAUGACACUCGCACCUAGAAAUAUAACAGAAAAUAAGGAGAAUGUGCAGAACAAUAGUGAUGUGCAAGUUCAGACGACUAUAUUACCCGAUUCACUAAACCAUGAGCAGAAAAUCAAUAAAAACUGUACUGAAUCAUAUAAUUCGGGUAAUGGACGGAAACGAAGCUUCGUUUUCAAACUACCCUCACAUCCCGGCGUUUUCAAAACACGUUGUUAUUCGUUAGAAUUGCAUAAUAAUCAUAAUUUUCAAACAGAUGAUAUCGAUGGAACCAACACUAUAGACUACCAGACUGAGACAACCAGACACAUUGAGACUGAAGCUUUAAAUGAAUCGAAAGAUUUAAACACCACCACCAUUAACCAAGCCAACCCAGAGUCCAGAGUAAAUAAUCCUAACAAUAGAUGUGACAAUUCAGAUAUAGAUUUCGAUCACUUUGAAGAAUUUGAGGACAUUAAUUUCCAAGACGAUUGGUCUGAUCAUUUCAAAGAACCCUUGGAAAUAGGAGAUAGUAGUUUGUCGAACAAUGAAGAUUCAAAUACAACAAUUAAUGUAAACUAUGAAGAUUCUAUUGUAACAUCCAAGCAACCUUUGCCUGUACCAGGAAAUAUUCAUAGCAACAGUAUAGGGGACUUUGGUAAUACUAGAAAUGAUGGAGUCACAGGUGAAUUUGACGGUGAUGAUUAUCCGCACUCGAUCCCUAUGAUGGAGACUUUGAAAGAGAAAUUUGGUCUCACAUCUUUCAGACCAAAUCAGAAGCAAGUCAUUAACGCAACGCUUUUAGGCCACGACUGUUUUGUUCUCAUGCCGACCGGCGGGGGAAAAUCACUAUGCUACCAGCUACCAGCGAUACUGACCCCUGGCGUCACCAUCGUGAUAUCACCACUGAGAUCAUUGAUGUUGGAUCAAGUCAACAAGUUAUUAGCGCUGGAUAUUCCGGCCGCACAUUUAGGCAGUGACGUCACUGAGGCGAAGAGCAAUUACGUGUAUGACGAUCUCAACCAACAGGAACCCACUAUCAAGCUCCUCUACGUCACACCCGAAAAAAUACAAUCGUCCCCAAAAUUUCAAGAAACUUUAACGAGACUCUACGAGAAGCAAAAGAUUUCCAGGUUCGUGAUCGACGAAGCUCACUGUGUGUCGCAAUGGGGUCACGACUUCCGUCCGGAUUAUCAAAAGUUGAAUUUACUAAGGAAAAAGUUCCCUAAUGUGACGCUAAUGGCAUUAACUGCGACGGCCACGAAGCGAGUGCGCACCGACAUAUUGUAUCAGCUGAAGGUGCGUGAAUGCAAAUGGUUCCUGAGCAGUUUCAACCGUCCAAAUCUCACGUACACGAUUUUAACGAAGAAACAGAAUCUGAUAAAUAAAGAUAUAGCUGAAUUGAUCAAGACGAAAUAUUAUCAACAGUGCGGUAUCGUGUAUUGCCUGUCGUGCAAGGACUGCGACAGCAUGGCUAACGCUUUAAAAGAGAUGAAAGUAUCGUCUAAGGCGUACCACGGAAAACUCGUAGACGCCGAGAGAGUCAACGUACAGACGCAGUGGCUCGCAGGAACCAUUAAAGUGAUCUGUGCAACGCUUGCUUUCGGAAUGGGCGUGGACAAAGGCGACGUCAGAUUCGUCAUCCACCACAGUGUACCGAAGUCUAUAGAAGCAUACUACCAAGAGACGGGUCGGGCUGGGCGGGACGGCAAACCGGCUGAUUGUAUCUUAUUCUACUGUUACAGAGACAUUGUGCGCCAACGCAACCUCUAUUAUCGUGAUAGAAGUUUGACGGAGAACUCGAAGAACGUCCACGAUGAUAACCUUACACGUAUCAAUGAGCUGUGUGAGGACGUGCUUGAAUGUCGACGGACCUUCGUACUGAGAUACUUGGGGGAGACAUUCCAAAGCGACAACUGCGGUCCCAUGCUCUGCGACAACUGUCAACGAAGACCGACAAACGAGUUUAUACGGCAGGACGUGACGGACGUGUGUCGGGAGAUCGUCACCUUCGUCGGCAGUCGUGAAGGAGCCUUCACUAGAGUACAACUAGCAAAUAUACUAAAUGGAUCCACAGCGAAGAAGUUCAAUGAUAUGAUUAACAGCCCUAUAUUUGGAAGAUGCAAUCAGUGGGGGAAGGGUGACGCGGUCCGGCUGUUACAACUCUUGCUAAUGAAGAAAUUCCUCGCUGAGAAAACCCGUGUGAACAAGGACAUUGCCAAUAAUUACCUAAUUCGUGGAGCUGAUGUAUAUAAGCUGUCGUCGAAGUCUGAGCCGAUUAUAUUCUACAAGCGCCCGCACACUACUAAGAAGCCGGCGACAGCUGUAGCAGCGCCGCUCGUACAAGACGUUGACCAACAAAUUAAACAAGUCGAGGAUAAGGCUUACGAAGAGCUCGUUGAGGAAAUAAAGAACAUAGCAAAGGAGUCAGACGUGGCGCUUUGGACGCUGUACCCACAGAUGGCGCUACGUUAUAUGGCGGAGAAGCUACCGGAAACGGUGGAGGAAAUGCUCAAGAUACCUCACGUUACCAACGCCAACUAUAAUAAGUAUGGCUUCCGGUUGCUACCCAUCACCCUCAAGUACUCCAUGGAGAGGCUUAAACUCGAAAUGACUUUGCAAGACCAGGAAAUUAGCGAAGCCUUCGACGACGAGGAGCCCUCCGCGGGACCCUCCACGGUCAGCCCUCGAGUGUCCUUCAGACAUAAUAGGAGCUACCGAUCAAGAAAAUCGAAAUCUACCAGAGCUGGUGUGAAAAAACCAUAUAAAAAAGACAAUAAAGCGUUCAAGAAGUUCAAAAAAGGUGCAACAGGAACAAUGCCCCGGCCGGGGACAUUUUUAUAAAGAAGCAAAAUUAAUUACUAUGGUGUGGUGAUUAUCAAAUUAUCCUAUAGGCUUAAGUGUAAGAAAUAAUAAAAGGAUUAAAUUGUUAUAUAAUAUUAAAAAAAAAUAUCGUAAUUUUCAUCGUUCUAAAGCUACACCAAAUAUAAAUUAGUGAAAAAUGUUCAUUAGUUAUAUAUUAGUUACUGUAUAUUGUUAUGUAUUUGCUUUAACGUGCCUGAAAACUGGCCAACGAAAGCAGAUAAAUUAUGUAAAUAUGUUAGUCAUUAAUUGUACUAUAUGUUUGAUACUGGAGCAGUGCACGACAAAUAGCUGCACUUUAAUCUUAUAUAAUAGUUGUUAUAAUAUUGGUUUUUAGUAAAUAAAAAAUAUAUUAUUUUAAUAAAAAGAUACAAAUACGUUGCCGUCGCCAUAGAACCGUGAAUGUCCACUGACUAUAAACAUCAUAUAAAUUAAUGAGAUCAAAGAUUUUCUCGAGUUUUAUUCAAAUGAAACUAAUAUUUUUCGGAUAAACUAGGCGUGAUUUAUUUUUGUAAAAAACUACAUACUCCCGAAGUUUCGGUUACUUUUCAGCAACCGUGAUCACGGGCAGACGAGAUGCGAGUGUCUAUCAGUUGGUCCUGUUAUUUAUCAUCUCCGAUACAGUUUAACGGUUGCUGAAAAGUAACCGAAAGAUCGGGAGUAUGUAGUUUUUUACAAAAUUAAAUCACGCGUAGUUUAUCCGAAAAAUAUUAGUUUCAUUUAAAUGAACAUUUGUUUUCUUCAACCUUUAUUGUUAUAUAAUGUAAAUGUAUCCUUAUUUUUGUACCAUGGAUUUGUAUAUAAUAAAAACGAAUUUAAUUAAAA
This is a messenger RNA of Danaus plexippus (monarch butterfly), 4190 nucleotides long. RefSeq names its product recQ-like DNA helicase Blm (gene Blm). Gene Ontology annotation, biological process: DNA replication; double-strand break repair via homologous recombination. The transcript has 19 exons. The record is from RefSeq and is a predicted model, not a curated record. NCBI's taxonomy places the organism in Eukaryota, Metazoa, Arthropoda, Insecta, Lepidoptera, Nymphalidae. Bases 207 to 3347 code for a protein of 1046 amino acids. Gene Ontology annotation, molecular function: ATP binding; four-way junction helicase activity; nucleic acid binding. Gene Ontology annotation, cellular component: nucleus; cytoplasm; chromosome.